UCUUUUUCCGGCCCAUCUCAGUCUGUGCAUGGGCGAAGUGUUUGGACCUUGUCCAUAAUCAGGCUCAAUCGGGGCAUAAACACAUCAGUUAGACGCUAAAAAUGGCUGAAAUGAUGGCAUUACGGGGUACCCUCAUGGGUCAUUCUGGAUGGGUUACCCAAAUCGCCACUACACCACAAUUUCCGAACAUGAUUUUGUCUGCCUCCCGAGACAAGUCUCUAAUCAUGUGGCAGUUAACCAGGGAUGAGACCAACUACGGUAUACCGCAGCGCUCAUUGAAAGGCCACUCACACUUCGUGUCCGACGUGGUGAUGUCCUCAGAUGGGCAGUUUGCUCUGUCUGGAUCCUGGGACGGUACACUCAGACUCUGGGAUCUCACAGGUGGCAUGAGCACAAAGCGAUUUGUUGGACACACUAAGGAUGUUCUGAGUGUAGCUUUCUCAGCAGACAACCGACAGAUUGUGUCAGGCUCCAGAGACAAGACGAUCAAGUUGUGGAACACGCUGGGUGUCUGUAAAUAUACCAUACAGGAGGAUGGUCACUCCGAGUGGGUCUCUUGUGUACGUUUCUCCCCAAACACCAGUAACCCCAUCAUUGUGUCUUGUGGCUGGGACAAACUUGUCAAGGUUUGGAAUUUGACCAACUGUAAGCUGAAGACGAACCAUUUUGGGCAUGCUGGCUUCUUGAACUGUGUAACGGUCUCUCCUGAUGGUUCCCUGUGUGCAUCUGGAGGAAAGGAUGGUCGUGCCAUGUUGUGGGACCUGAAUGAAGGCAAGCACCUGUACACACUGGAGGGAGGAGAGAUCAUAAACUCCCUGUGCUUCAGCCCCAACAGGUACUGGCUGUGUGCUGCUACUGGACCAACAAUCAAGAUUUGGGAUCUGGAGGCAAAGCUGGUGGUGGACGAGCUGAGACUGGACGUGUUGACCACUGGUACAAAGCCCCCACAGUGCACUUGCCUGGCCUGGUCAUCUGAUGGUCAGACACUGUUUGCUGGCUACACUGACAAUUUGAUACGAGUGUGGCAGGUGUCCAUGUCCACACAGAGAUAAACACACCCUAUAAGCCUGGCCCUGCCAGAGGUAUCACUCCAGUGAUACGACCAUGUGAUGAUGAAUAGUGGUGAAACAUUAAAUAAAGUGGAAAAAAAUACAAACUGAAA
This is a messenger RNA of Liolophura sinensis, 1162 nucleotides long. Its product is annotated as small ribosomal subunit protein RACK1. The transcript has 7 exons. Bases 102 to 1052 code for a protein of 316 amino acids. NCBI's taxonomy places the organism in Eukaryota, Metazoa, Mollusca, Polyplacophora, Chitonida, Chitonidae. Gene Ontology annotation, molecular function: ribosome binding; protein binding; translation regulator activity. The record is from RefSeq and is a predicted model, not a curated record.